Magallana angulata is the source of this 3276-nucleotide messenger RNA. Its product is annotated as ankyrin repeat domain-containing protein 42-like. Gene Ontology annotation, biological process: protein ubiquitination. The transcript is spliced from 13 exons. Gene Ontology annotation, molecular function: protein binding; ubiquitin-protein transferase activity. Lineage: Eukaryota; Metazoa; Mollusca; Bivalvia; Ostreida; Ostreidae. The coding region runs from base 265 to 2547 and encodes 760 amino acids. Gene Ontology annotation, cellular component: cytoplasm. The record is from RefSeq and is a predicted model, not a curated record.
UUAGGGGGUUCUGACAGAGUCAAAACCAUUUUCAAGUUCAGAAAGUUUGUUUCUAAAAUUAGGAAAUAAAGGAAUGAUAUCGCCUAAUUCCAAAUUUCACAGGAUUACUUUAUAAAUGUUGAAGAGUUUAUUUCAAUGUUGACAAGAUAUGUCCCAGUUGUUUUGGCUGUCCAUGGGAUUAAAACUGUCAACUGUAAACAGAAAUUGGAAAGUGAAAUGAUAGUUGACUUUUUGUCGAGGAUCAUGGGAUAGACUCGCAGACAAAUGGAUUCUGGGAAAGAACUUGCAGAAGAUAGUUCAAAGGACAUCCUCUGUAUGAGGUAUCAAUCCUUGGAACAAAGUGAAUGUUCACCGACAGAUGAACAAGAAGUGCCCAGAUAUUACGUGCCUCGCACUUCCAUUGAUUGGUUCAUUAUAGAAGAGGGGUCUGAUGCGGAUGUAGACACCGACUCACAGCUUCCAGUCCACAAAGCAGCAUCCAGGGGCGAGAUCAUUGCCCUGGUGAAGGCCAUUCAGGGGGACCCCAGUUCUCUCGAACUCGAGGACAGUGAAGGUUUAACUCCCCUGGCCCAUGCUGUCAAAUCAAAGGAAAUGGAAGCUGUGAAACAAAUCAUCAAGAUGGGGGGUAACAUCAACACCCAGGACUGCCACGGACGGACCCCGCUGGCCCUAGCCACGUAUCAAGGUUGGUUUGAGGGAGUUAUAUACCUGCUGAGGAAAGGUGCCAAACAAAGCAUUGCUGAGAAAUCAGGAAGGACUCCACUUCAUGCAUCGACUUAUGACAAGGAUGUCAGAAUAAUUGGGGCUUUGCUGCAGACCCUGUCAAAGGAAGAAGUAGCCAUACAUGACAAUGAGAAGAUGACUGCUCUCCACUGGGCCGCCUUCCACAAUCGGCCGGAGCACCUACAGCUUCUACUGAUGAGUGGAGCCAACAUGUACUCUCAAGACAUCGACGGAAAAACCCCGCUACACUGGGCCGCCGAGAAGGGCAGUGUAGAGUGUUGUCACCUUCUGCUGCAAUGCUGUAAGGGACCCAAGCUUGCCAACCAGUUGGACAACAGCAGUAAGAAUGCUGCCCACUAUGCUGCAGCAGCGGGGCAUUAUCUGCUGCUGCGAGAACUGACCAGUGUGGAGGGGAUGGAUCUGGAGGCAGAGGACCCUGAUGAUAGAACUCCACUUCACUGGGCGGCAGCCAUGGGCCACAGCCAGUGUGUCAGUGUUCUCCUGAAUAUGGGGGUCAUCCCCAACCCCCAGGACAUUGAGGGAGGGACACCACUGGACUAUGCCAGACAGACAGGUCACAAAGAAUGCGUUCGAUUAUUGGAGGAGAAGAUGGGAAUUAAAUCCAGUAAUGUACAGAACAGGCGACCGAAAGCCAAAAAGAGCGACUCAACGCGGAAUCCAUUCGGGAAGCUGAAGGAACUGUUCCGUCCUCGUAACAGGAAAGUUUCUUCCACCCCUACCUCUGACGUCACAAGUGACUCCAUAGAAAUGAGGUCUCUUGAUAACAAGUCCAUGACAAAUUCAGAGAGAUCCCUCAAGGAACUGGCCAAACGGGAGGAAUCACGGCAGCCGUCCAAAGCACAGAGUCAGGAAGGUAAAAAAGUUCAACAGGAGAAUCCCGCCAGCAUCACGGUCCCAAAAAUUGUUCUGUCCACAUUCGACGAAACGAAAGAAGAUGACCAAGGACUGCUGAAACAGAGGAAAAGGUCAAGGAGACACAAAAAGAAACAUUCACAACGACAGACAUCAGCAUCAACAACCUUCGAAGAAAAUUAUGACCUUCAUGCAGGGUACAACAUCAUCAAGGACAUCAAUCACCACGACAACCACCACAUUGGGGUCAGCGGUCACUCAAGUAACCUCCUACCCCCUGUGAUGGGCCCCAGAAUGUCCCCUCUACCUCCCUCUCCCAUCCCCCUGGAUCUCCCCAAAACCCCUCCACCGCGGAAAUCAUCAAAAGACUUAGCCCCCCUCAGAGUGCCUCAAAUCAAGUCACCAGGUCCUCAGUCUCCCCCUGUUCUACAGAUCCCCUCCUCAGAUUACCGGGAGGAGGACGUGCCUCGGUCCAACGCCUCACCCCCCUACAACUCCUACAGGACGCUGGAAGGUGGGUUGUCUUCUCCCGUGCCACAACUUGCGCAAGAACAUCUUCACCGACAAUACAAAGCUGAAACCAGGUCCCUCCAUCAGGGUAUGUCUCCAUGGUUACAGGUCCGCCCAGCCCCGGGCUUCUCCUACGAGCGCCAGCUCUCGGGGAGUUCCCAAGACUCUUCAACACUGGGAGGUGGGGAUCAGAAUGACUUCCUGUCUGUGUCGUCCGGUCAGCGAUCAAGGUUGUCCUCCAUAUCUCAGAGUUCUGUGUCGGGUCAUAGAUCUGCCCUGUCAUCGGCACGCAGUGACGUCAGCGUCCGUUUGACCUCCAUCACACCCACUCAUUACGGCUCCCCUAAAUCCAUGUCACUCAUGGGUUCACAAAGCCCCACACAGAUUUCAAAGAUGGAGAAAAGAACGAUGGAUCGUAGAAUUCAGAGUUUGCUUCACUGAACGUGUGUGAGAGUCUGAAGAAAGACAACUCCAACAAGCAUCUUAUACCGGUACACAAUCUCAGCCAGAGCCUUGGUCAGGAAUAAGGUCUGAAUGAGUAGAUCUCCCUCCUGACAAUUAUAGUAAGGAAAGUGAUCUUAAGAAAAAGUCAUUUGUGUGAUCAAUAUUAACAGCCAUUUUGAGUCAUGUUUCUAUUUUCAUAAGCAUAAUUCUGAAUGAUCAAUGAGUGAAAUUAUUGAUGGACUAACUUGUAACUAUAUUUAUUUACUAUCUUUAUGUCAUACAUGAGGAUUUUUUUAAUAUACAAUAGUUUUUGAUUUAUCAUAAGGAUGGUCUCAAUAUUUUGUAAAAUGUUCAUACAGACAGACAUGUAAACAAAAAUGUUUCUAACUUUAUGCAUCAUUAUUUUAGUAUGCUUGACACAAACCUCAAUAUUUGAUGUGUGAGAUCAUCAGUUUAUUAUUCAUUUACGAUACAGACAGACAAUCAGAUGGCUAACUUUGCUGGUGUUGCCUUGUCCUAUUUUUAUAUGAUACAGACAGACAGACAGACAGAGUGUGUUUCCAUGUUCAACAUUUUCUGACUUUUAUAUACACACAGUUAUGACUGGUGAGCAAUGUGGCCCAUGGGACUUUUAUUUACCGACAGUUAUGACUGAUGUUGUUAUAGUCUUACUUGUUUGGUAUGAUCUUAUGAUAUAUCUAUAUUGAACUGUUGAAAUAAAAUGAU